Messenger RNA from Cornus florida, 2424 nucleotides. RefSeq lists its product as uncharacterized. The transcript has 5 exons. The record is from RefSeq and is a predicted model, not a curated record. NCBI's taxonomy places the organism in Eukaryota, Viridiplantae, Streptophyta, Magnoliopsida, Cornales, Cornaceae. The coding region runs from base 1 to 2424 and encodes 807 amino acids.
AUGGGCAAGCAUCCAUACUACCCUCAUUUCAUUGAGAAGCACUGGUCCAAGGAUGUUACAUCGGUGUACUUGAAAAAUGGUUUCUUUAUGGUACGAUUUCAGCACGCAAUGGAUGUACAGCAAAUAUUGUCAUGCAUUCAUACUUUUGAAGGCCGAGCCAUCAUCAUCAAAAAAUGGAGUAAGAAUGUUGUUCUUCAGAGAGAAGAUUUUGAUAUGUUGCCACUAUGGAUUCGAGUGUACGAUCUUCCUAUGCAUUGUCGUAACUCUACUUCAAUCUCGAAGGUAUGUUCAAUUUUCUCAACACCAAUUUAUAUGGAUGAUCCGUCUUUACACCAAGAUAAAAGUCAGUUUGUGAGGGUUAUAGUGGAGGCUGAUGUGCGUAAGGAGCUGCCAGAGAAUUUGGUAGUUGAUAUUCAUGGAGAAGAUUGUGCAGUUUUUAUUGAGUAUGAAUGGAAGCCUGCUAUUUGUUCCUUAUGUAAACGUGUUGAUCAUGUUGCUGCAAGAUGUCCUCAAAGAGUUUUAGAACAGGCAAAGCCUAAGAAACAAAUGUUAGAUAAAUGGAUUGUUAAACAAAAAAGGAAAAUGGUAGAGUUUGAAGAUGCACAACAAGUAUCUGUUGAAUUACUUGUGAGACCGAUCCAAAGUUCUCAGGUGGUUACCCAUAACUCCUUUGCAUUAUUAGAUCAGGUGGUUGUUGAAGAGAUUGGUGAAGGAGAGGAUCAUGUCAAUCAAGUAGAUUUGCCUCAAGGAGAGAUAGAUAACAUGAUCAAACAAGAUACUAUUCCUGUUGUUGUUGAGCAGGUCACCAUUAUUAUGGAGAGUAUUGAUACAAGGGUAAUUAGUGAGGGAGAUACUCAUAUUAUGGAAGUUGGUGCUAGUGUGCCAGUUGAAAAUAGUACAGAUGCUGAUAGUAACACAUCUCAUAUUACUGCAAAGGCUACUGACAAAAAGAUGGAAGCUACAGAGACACUUGUUACCCCUUUUCAAAGUGAAGGGGGAAUAAGUAAAAAAUCUAGGUAUAGAGCUGUAUUAGCCUCUGAUCGAGUUACUAGAAGUCAUAGAGGGAAAUGUGCUUUUGUUUCUAUUUCUCGAAGAAUCAAGAAUAGUUGGGAUUGGGUUCAUAAUUAUGAUGCUCAUGAUUAUAGUAGGAUUUGGGUGGGGUGGAAUCCAAUCUUGUUUGAUGUUCAGAACUUUCUGGAACAUUACUCUACUAUUGCUACUGGCCCUUGGAUGGCUUUAGGAGAUUGGAAUGCUAUUAGAUUUUACAGUGACAAGAAGGGGGGGAAAAAAGUGCCUCAAAGAAUUCUUAAUGAUUUUAAUGAUUGUCUUCAUAAAGCUGGGUUAAGUGAGGUUCAUCCUACAAAUGGAGAAUGGUCAUGGUGUAACAGACAUGUUUUUUCUAGGAGAAUUUUUGUGAAAUUGGAUAGGGUUUUCUUGAAUGAGAGGUGGAUAGAUAGUUUGCCUAGUACUAAAGUUCUAUAUACAUCAGCUACUUGCUCAAAUCACUAUGGUAUACCUAUUCACAUUUCAAAGGAGUUUGCUGUUGGACCUAAGCCUUUUAAAAUGUUGAUGGUGUGUUGUCUACAAGGAUAUGUCCAACCUCUUGUGAAGAAAGCAUGGAACAAUGAAAUCUCUGGUAAUCCUAUACAUUUGGAGCUUUUGAGGGAUCCUUCUGAAAAUAAUUUCCAAGUUGAACAAGAAGCUAAAUUGGGUUAUCAAGCUGUUGUGGUGGAUCAAGAGGUGUUGGUUUCACAGAAAUCCAGAAUUCUCUGGCGUAAGGAUACUGACAGGUGCACUUCCUAUUUUUAUAAUAAAAUGAAGCAACAUAGAAAUUUCAAUGCUAUUACCUUAGUUGAGAAUGACAGUGGACAGACCACAGAGGAUAUGGGGCAUAUCAGAACCUGGUUUGUGGAUUUUUAUAAAAAAUUGUUUGAAAAGAGAGAUGCCAGCUUGCAAGAGUUUGAUUUACCUGUUAAGCAGCUGAGUGUGGAAGAGGUGGAAGGUUUGGAUGGUCUGGUGAGUGAAGAAGAAAUCAAAGGGGUUGUCAUGGGUUUUAACCCUGAUAAAUUACCUGGUCCAGAUGGAUUCCCAGCUCGCUUUUAUCAAACUUUUUGGUCUGUGGUAGGCAAGGAAGUGGUUGCUGCAGUUCAAUAUUUUCUCUCAUCCAGUGGUAUGCCUAUGGGGGUUAGUAGCUGCUUUCUUACUCUUAUUCCUAAGGUGGGAAAUGCAAAAGAAAUGGGGGAUUUUAGACCUAUUGCACUUUGCAACCUGUUAUAUAAAGUAAUUACUAAAAUUAUGGCCAAUAGAUUGGCAAGGGUGUUAAAUUCAUUGAUUGGCCCUGAACAAAGUGCUUUUGUUCAAGGAAGGAAAAUUCAAGAUACUUUGAUAUUGGCUCAUGAAAUGGUCAGGGAUUUUAAGGGUUGA